CUUAUUCGUGAAAUUAGGGUUUCUCAAGUUAAAAUUUGCCCUUUUUGUUUGUUCGUAUUGAUCUCCCUCUCGUGAAAUUAAAAUUUUGGGGAUAGGGACACUUGAAUUAAGUUUAUAAGUGCGUGUUUUGUGUUUGAUUUGCAGAAAGUUCGCGAAUUUGAGAUCCUCACGUAUGGAAAUUGUAUGUUUGAGGUAAGAAUCAUUAAUUUUGUUUUGUUGGAUUGAAGUUCUAUGGAAAGAGGCAAAUUUGGUAACGGUAGAAUUUUUAGAUAGUUGGAGAUAGCUUUCAUGUUCUCCAGGCUUCAUUAAUUUGAUAUUGUACAAUGGAGAAAUAGGUAAUUUGAAACUGAAAAAUGGUUUUUUGGGCAUACCUAUAACUGCUUGUUGAGAUGAGAAUAAUGGGAGUUCUUGUUUAGGAAUUUGAAUUCAUUAGUGGGGAAAUCAUUUAUUAUUUGGGCUAGGGAUAAGCUUUAUGUGGGAAUAAUUUAUUGUGCUGUAUAGAUAAGAGUAAUAAAUAUUGCUGUUUUGGGUAUGUAGUUGGUACUGCAAAAGACAAAUUGGAGGUUUGGUUGAUAAAGUUUGGUGUUUAUUGGGACAGUGUGUUUAUUUAGGGUGGAAUGAUAGGUUUUGUUUUUUCCCGAGUUAAUUUGCAAAAAUAAUAAGUUAGGAUAUCGUUGAACACUUGUCUUGUUAUAUCGUGCCUGCUUGGAUGGAUGACACUGAGGAUGAUGCGUGGUAUCCACCAGACUCCUAUGGGAUGACUCAGGGUUACGGGUCAUCAAAUCGCCCGAAGCUUCCUGUUCGGAAUGCUUCUUAUCCUCAUCAUGUUGGUAAUCAGUAUGUUGAAGAUGAUGAUAUUGAGGAAGAAAAGUUCAAUGAAGAAGAAGAAGAAAAUGAUGAUGAUGAUGAUGAUGAAGACAAUGGUUUUCAUCGGAUGGGCAAAGAUGGGGAUGAUGAUGAAGAUGAAGAGGAAGAGGAAGAGGAUGAGGAUGAUAAUUACAAUGGGGGUGUUGGAGAUGGUGAUCUCCAAAGGCACCAAAAGAAGAGGAAGUUGAAGAGCCUGUUAUCAAAUUAUGAAUUUGCUCCUCGAGUACCACCUUCAGCAACAGUGGCUGCUUCAGCGCCAAAACCCUCCUUUGGUGGACGGAAUUCACUUACAGAUUGGACAGAACAUGAAACAUUUGUCCUUCUAGAUGCUUGGGGUGACAGGUUUCUUGAACAUGGGAGGAAGAGUCUUCGAUCUGAGGAAUGGCAGGAAGUUGCAGAGAAGGUUUCACAGGAGUCAAAGAUCGAUAGAACAGAUACUCAGUGUCGAAAUCGUUUAGAUACACUGAAAAAGAAAUACAAAAAAGAGAAGAUGAAGUUAGCAGGGAUUGGAAAUCCCUCCAGUAAAUGGGUAUAUUUUAAGAAGAUGGAUUUGUUAAUGUCAUCAACACCACAGCAAGCAGGCCUUUCAUGUGGAGUGGACUCGGGUGAAUAUGUUUUCAUGAACACCAGAGUCUAUCUAAACCGUGCAAAUGGAUUAGAUGAGAUGAGGGAUAGCCCAGGGAAUUCUGAAUCUGCAGAGGGUGAGGAAGAUGAUUCAGAAGGGAUUCCACCCAAGAGGACACGGAAUGGAGGGGAGAGAGUUGAUGGAGCUUCCUUCAGAUUGCUUGCAGAUUCCAUUCAGAAAUUUAGCGAGAUAUAUGAGAAGAUUGAGAAUAGUAAGAGACAGCAGAUGCUAGAACUGGAAAAGAUGAGGAUGGAUUUCCAUAGAGACUUGGAAUUGCAAAAGAGGAAGAUUUUGGAGAGAGCACAGGCGGAGAUUGCAAAAAUACAUCAAGGAGAUGAAGAGAAUUAUGUGUCCACUGAGAACGUCAGUGGGUGAUGUAUCUAGCCCUCAUUAUCUUCCUUUAUUCGUAUUUACUUUAUUGGCUGCUUGCCAUUGUUGUAAUGUACUCUGGGGCUUUGUGUCUUCUUGGGUUAAUAGUUUGCUAGGGAAAUAAAAGUGAUUUGAUGAAGGGAUGUGUUUGGAAGUAUUAGUUCAAUUAGAAGUUAAAAUAAAACUUUUAAGAGAAUGCUCUUUUCUCUUCGUGCC
Messenger RNA from Ilex paraguariensis (yerba mate), 2077 nucleotides. Lineage: Eukaryota; Viridiplantae; Streptophyta; Magnoliopsida; Aquifoliales; Aquifoliaceae. The record is from the annotation of a GenBank genome assembly.